GGCGGGAAGAAGACGAGGAGCGGCGGCUCUCCGGCGGGGCCAGCCGCCACCAUGGGCUGCUGCACGGGGCGCUGCACGCUCAUCUUCCUCUGCGCGCUGCAGCUGGGGCUGUGUGCUUAUUUGCAACAGGAGAUGAAUACAAUGUAUGUUCAGCAGCUGGCUGGCAGCAUUAGAGAGACAGAUCUUUGACUUCCUUGGUUUCCAGUGGGCUCCUAUCCUUGGCAAUUUCCUACAAAUAAUAGUUGUCAUUUUGGGUUUGUUUGGAACCAUCCAGUUUAGGCCUCGGUAUAUAGUCGUGUACACGGUGUGGACUGCCCUGUGGGUCACCUGGAAUGUUUUCAUUAUCUGCUUCUAUUUGGAAGUAGGCGGACUUUCUAAGUACCUCAUCACCUUGGGUAGUUCAGUAGUCUGCACUCCUUCUCUACUGUUUUACAUAACAUACUUAAACAGCUGUGCAAGAUUGGAAACUGAUCUCAUGACCUUUAACAUCUCAAUGCACCGAUCGUGGUGGCGGGAACAUGGGCCUGGCUGCAUACGAAGGGUGGUGCGUCCUUCUGCUCCUGGCAUCCUAGAUGAUUACUCCUACGUCUCUGUGACAGGCUGCAUAAUUGAUUUCCAGUACCUAGAGGUCAUUCACAGCGCUAUCCAAAUAUUGCUCUCUCUGAUCGGAUUUGUGUACGCCUGCUACGUGAUCAGUAUUUUCAUGGAGGAAGAGGACAGCUUUGAUUUCAUAGGUGGACUUGACACAUACUCCUACCGACAACCCCCCCAGGAACAUGUUGAAUUAAAGCCUGUAAAGCCCGUAGGUCGAAAUAAGUAAUCAACAUUUACUCAAGACUUCUGCUGUCACUGAAGAAACAGAUAUUAGAAGAAAAGACUAACUUCAUGACUCAUUGUUCUGGAAGAAACACAUCAUCCGUUCCUCACGGCAUGUGGAUUAUUCUUCCCACAGGCCCAGUGUCAUUAUCAGCAUUGUUAUUUGGUAGCUCCCUGUAGAUGAUCUUGAAUUUUUCGAUAAUUUACUUAUAUGAACACUUGUAAAUUGUAAAUUUUUCUUUUUUAAUUUCAAGAUUUUUACAAUGUUUAGUGUUAAGGCAUGAAAACAAAGCAGCCAGUGAAAACUAUAAGGCUAUGUCUUUCUCAAGGAAGUCAGUAUUUCUUGAUUGAUGGAAUCAUACUGUGCCUAGUCAAGAUUGUGUCAGUAAACCAUAAUUUUGACCUCAAAAUAUGCAUCAGGAGUCAAAUAUUAACAGUGUAAAAGAGAUCAUUUUCAAUGCUAUAUGUAAAAUUUACAGUGUCCACUCCUUGCAUUGUUUGAACUACUGUAUGCAGUAGGAAUUGAUCUAUGACUCUUCUCGGCCAGAUGUUCCAGCACUAAAAUACUCAUCUAAUUAUUCCAGUUCAUAUAUGGAUCCUUCUCCAUCUUUAAUCUCUUUUGCCCUGAGCCCACCAAUAGUAGUUUUCUGCGAUCUGAAGGGAAGUAAAGUGGCAAUUCUCUAUGGAUGCCACUAUCUAGGAACCCUUAAAUGCAGAGCUCUUUGGAUGUCUGUGAUUUGCGCAUUUUUAAACCCUUCCUCCCUUUUCCCAGGAAGAAGCCACACAUGAAUGUAAAGUAUAGGCAUCAACUGAGCCUUAGGAGCUUCUGGGGACUUUUUGUAAUUUUGCUCUUAACUUAAAAGUAAACAAGAAGACCUAGAAAUGUGUAUAAAAGUUUGUAAAGUUGUUUGUAAAUACUUCUAGACAAAAAAUGUAUGUAACUCUGUGGUAUUUUCUGUCAUCACUAGUAUAAAGUGAUACACAAAAGCUGUUUUCUUUGGGGAACUGGCAGUCUUUUUAACAUAACUCCUUUCUCUCUUCUUAAUUAAUAUUUAAAAUAUUGUGCACAGUCAUAUAUCCACAAGGCCUACAUGCCUUAGCAUUCAGCGGGAAUUUCAUUAGGGCUUUGGGCCUGUUUCCCUCUUUAUUUCUUCUCUGUUUGUGGCUUCUUUGGCGAGGCUGUCAGGAAGGACAUUUCUUCUGAUAUGUAUAUCUCACCUCCCCACUCGAAGCUGAACAGAGGUCCACUAAGUUCCUUCAUAAAUACACUAAGCAGUCUUUGGCUGGUAAUCAACAUUCAGAACAUGAAUUUGCUGUCUUCUGUUGAAGCAUGCCUCGCUUGCAUUUUCAAAUCUGUGCAGAUUAGACCUAGAUGAAAGCUUGUCUUGAUUCUUUCCCUUUUAAAGUUUAUUUGUGUUAUUUGUCAAUGAAAAUGUUAACAAAUAUAAUGAAGGCAGAGUCUGUCAUUUUUAGGAGAUAAUGAAGAGCCUUGUGCUGCUUUCAUCUGUUUCCCAGUUAGUUGAACCAAGACCUCACUGUCUUUGGAGAAAACACAGUCUGAACAUAGGUUAACCUUCCCUGAAGCCAAAUACGAAGCAAGUGUUAAGACAAAGUCGACAGAAAUGACAAUUGAAUGAAACCUUUUAUUAGUAUUCCUAGGAUUAGAUAUACCUCAGACAGUACGUAUUUUUUGUGUGAAGUCAGACUGUGCAAAAAAGAGGAAUGCUUUAUAUGCAGAUAAUGUCCUUGUGUAUUUGUGUGUUCACUCAUACACUAUUUCCCCACAUAUUUUAGAAUACUACCAAGUAAGUGGUUUCUCCCAUCCUGAAGUCCUCAUCUUUACACUAAAAAGUAGAUAGUUUGUCACAAAACUAAUAUGAAUAAUAUCAUUUUUGAGGCAUCAUGAACAUUGCAGUGUGAAUUGCUUUAUAUCUGUAAUAUUUGAAUAAGGUGAUAACAUUCCUAUCUACUCCUGCAAUGUUUUACUUGCCCUUAGCACGAAUGAUUAUUUUGUUUCUUUACAUGAUGCCUUACACGAUGAUGAUGUCUAUCUAGCCAUUGCGUGCAGCCUUCUGUGUGUAUGAUGACUCCAGAUUUUCAGAGGCCGGGAUACCCAACUGCUGCUCAGAGUCUGACAGUUUGCAGAAGCUGACCUGUCUCAACUCUCUCGAUUACAGACAGAGUCCAGGAUGUGGGCAUUUAGCACAGAUUCCUAUGAUCAACACAAUUUUAUUUUGAGCUUUCCAUUCCAGUAUUAAUUUCCUGGCUUUAAUUAUUAUAACUGGCAGAUUGAAGGCUGGGGGCCUUGAACCCUAGUACUGUGCUCAGGAUCAGAGAAGAGGAAAAGCAAGGGGUGCUACAUUCCUUUCAGUUGCACAGAUUCUCCUCCAGAACUGAAUAAACUCUGUUCUGGCAGAGCUUUGAAAGCGUAUAUUUAAUUUUCUGCAAAGACAGAAACAUCUGCUGUACCAUGUUUUACAAAUUCAUCUGAGUGUAUUUAUUCCCUGCCUUUCUGUGGAACCUUCAGAUUUUCAGCUUACUAAUAGAGAACUGUGUAUAUAUCGCAAAAAUUCUGUAAAGGUAGAGUCUGACAUCUCUUCCUUGUGAAAUAUUGAUCAUUUUUUAGCUGGGGAACACAAACUAGUAUACCCUAAAUAAGCGUAAAAUCCCGGAAUCCUUACCAAUACAGCAAGGCUGCCAUCUGUCUCACUUAAUGAACAGAACGCUCCUGAUUGAGAGGAAUUUGUCUUCAUUAGAGCAAGCUAAAAUGCACACUGCAAUACUGAGGAAAACUGUCAUUCUUUUCUAAAUUGAGACAUAAAAAAUAGUACCAAUGAAUCUGUACAUGCUGGAAAAGAAAUCUUAAGAAUAAUAAAUGGAUUUGAAUGUUAA
Messenger RNA from Dromaius novaehollandiae (emu), 3708 nucleotides. It is a transcript of the gene NKAIN3, whose product is annotated as sodium/potassium transporting ATPase interacting 3. The transcript is spliced from 9 exons. Gene Ontology annotation, biological process: regulation of sodium ion transport. Lineage: Eukaryota; Metazoa; Chordata; Aves; Casuariiformes; Dromaiidae. Bases 146 to 820 code for a protein of 224 amino acids. The record is from RefSeq and is a predicted model, not a curated record.